UCUCGUAGCUUCAGUGUUGCUCACAGUGUAUAUGAACGCAUCGCGCAGUGACGUCGUGAAGCGCAACGAGGCAAAGCGAAGCGAAGCGGAGCGGAGCGGAACGGAGUAGAGUGGAAUCCCGUCCGUCUCGCCGCGCGGUGCGACAUAGCGUAGCAAUUCGUGUUACACGCAGUAGCGGUGACAUCGACUGCACACGUACGCGCGCAUGCGGCGGUAGUGGCGGUAACGGCCGAAGAAAGAGAACGAGAUUAGAGCGCGAGAAAGUGGGAGAGAAGGAUGAAGCGAAAAGCAGGGAGGGGAAAGAAUACGAUACGGGAAGUGUAACGUGCGCGCGACGCGCAUACGGGUAGAAGGAUAGAUAGACGAGCCGAGCGAGCUUGGAAGGAACGUGACAGCGUUAAACGGAAGCGAGAAGAGGCGAGCGGGACGGAGCAAGAGAAAUAUGUGUUUGGAGCGAGGAGAAGAGAGCGAAGGACCGUUGUAGCCGAGUUUGGUUGGCUCGGCCAAUCCGCCGCAAUCCGCUCGGCGCGACUCGCGCCUACCGGGUUCCCGUAGGGGAUCGUAGGGUGGUUUCGGAACCCCGCGCACGUCAUUCGUCGAUUCGCUUCGUCGGCCGGCGACCGUCCUCGCUUUCGAUAGUCGCUCGAUGGAGGUUAGGAACGCCGACGUUCGUCCGCGCCUGGUGAACACUCCCCGGUGAACGAUCUCGAGCGGGCGCGUUCGCUCACUCGCUCGCUCGCUUACGAGAGAAGGAACAGUGUGCUCGAUUUCUCGUGUUCACGUCGUGUCUGUCAAACGGUAUUCGUGCACGCGUGUGUACCCGCGUUCCAAAACGGAUAAAUAAUGUCGAGCAGUGUGUGUCACCCGCCCCUGCCAGCACGAAUGGAAGCGUUCACCACGAGGCUCUGCCUGCGUGCGGUUGAUCAGUAUGAGCGGCUUCUGCAGACUCACUUCAACAAGCCCUCGAGCAAGGAGCAAACGCGAUUGAGCAGUCAUGAUUCGAUGGGCAACAAGGAUCACCGUCGACAGAAGGAUGGAUCCAGUAGUGGCGGAAGCAGCGGAAAUGGCAGCAGCAGCAGCAACAGCACUUACAGCGCCUUCCGGCAAUGGCGACGGAGCACCUCGUUGGGUUCUCAUAGCAACCGAUCCAGCAGUGCUGGCUCCAGAUCAUCUAACUCACUCACCAAAUUACCAAACGAUCCUGCUACUAUGCGAAAAUUGGAGCAAUUCCCUAUGGUCCUGUCCGACACGACGAUGCCGGACGAGGAUCUCUCUUUGAAAUUCCUCGCUCUGAAUGCUCUAGAUCUGACGGCACCGGCCAGCGACGUGCUCUUGAAAAACCGACUCAAGUCCUGGUUCCAAUUAUCAGGCCAUCCGGAUGGCUUUGCACCUGCCGGGCCUGGCACUGUUUGGAAAAGACGAGCGGGCGGCGUUGAAAACACGGAACGCAUCGUUUACGAGACCUUGAGCAAGGAGGAAGCGUUGCGGGAUUGCAUUCCAAGAUAUUACCGGGAAGUUGAAUACAAGGGCGACACGUUUAUCGAGCUGCAGGAUUUGCUCUUCGGAUUUAACGAUCCGCAUGUGAUGGACAUCAAGAUGGGCACGCGGACCUUCCUCGAAUCCGAGGUGUCCAAGACCACCGCUAGAUCGGACCUGUAUGAGAAGAUGAUCGCUGUCGAUCCGAACGCACCGACUCAGCUAGAACACGAGCAACAUGCCGUGACCAAAUUACGGUAUAUGCAGUUUCGCGAGGAGCAGAGCUCAACCUGUAGCCACGGUUUCCGUAUUGAAGCGAUGAAACUACCGGGUGCGCCGCCGAUCACCGAUCUCAAAAAGAUCAAGUCACAUUUGGAGGUGCUUGACAUCAUAAAACAAUUCCUCGGUAACCGCGAAGACACUCGUCAAAAGCUCCUGACGCGCCUCGAGAAUCUGCGAAUCAAAAUUGAGCAGUCAAAGUAUUUUGAAACUCACGAGGUAAUCGGCAGUAGUAUCUUCAUGAUCUACGACAGCGAAAAGGUGGGUGUUUGGCUAAUUGAUUUCGCAAAAACACGGGAGGUACCGAACGGACGAAAGCUCACGCACAGACGUCCUUGGGAAGAAGGCAACCACGAAGAGGGUUUAUUGUACGGAUUGGACAACUUAAUUUUUGCCAUAGAAGAAGUCCGUCUAUCUCUAUAAACAUUUUUCGAUGUUCGUGUGACAAAAUUAAAAAAACUCUUCUAUGUUAAAAACAUCAUUU
Molecule: messenger RNA, 2239 nt
Organism: Acromyrmex echinatior (Panamanian leafcutter ant)
Lineage: Eukaryota; Metazoa; Arthropoda; Insecta; Hymenoptera; Formicidae
Gene: IP3K1
Product: inositol-trisphosphate 3-kinase-like protein
Biological process (GO): inositol phosphate biosynthetic process; phosphatidylinositol phosphate biosynthetic process
Cellular component (GO): cytoplasm; nucleus
Molecular function (GO): inositol hexakisphosphate kinase activity
Source: RefSeq, a predicted model, not a curated record